Molecule: messenger RNA, 258 nt
Organism: Pyricularia oryzae 70-15
Lineage: Eukaryota; Fungi; Ascomycota; Sordariomycetes; Magnaporthales; Pyriculariaceae
Exons: 2
Coding region: 1-258 (85 amino acids)
Source: RefSeq, a predicted model, not a curated record
AUGGAAGACGCCCGGGCCUGGAUCAGGGUCGCAACCAUCGUAUCAUGCUCUCGGUUCCUGGUCGGUGGUCACAGCCAGGACGUUGCAGACUAUAAAAAUGUGUUGGUGUGCGUCAGGAUGUGUUGUCGCCUCUCGCCGACUGCAGCUGUGCAGGCAUCGAGGACUAGUCUUGCAAGUCUUGCUAGUCUAGUAGAAUACUGGAGUCAGGCCUUGGGUGCCAUCUCGAUGGUUCAUGAUCGAACUGCCACGACAGCCUAG